AUGGAGGCCAAAACUACAAUGGGUGCUGGCUUUGUCCGCUCAAUCCAAUCAGCGGUUCCGAGUGUCGCACCAGGCAGCGCCUGGGCGCAGCGUGACAUUGGACCAACUCUGCGACGGUUCUUCGGAGCGUUUUACAACGGUGAUGUCUGGGCAGUCUACAGGCGGUACAGGAAUAUAGACGUGGAAAACUGUGGUUGGAUCAGCUACGAAGAGUUGCAAGAGAUUCUUUUCCUCCCUGAAUUCAAUCUGCUCUUUAUAUUUGAUGCCUUCAGUCAGCAGAACGCAUUGAUCGAUAGCCGAGAGCUCCUGGUGAUGGUUUGCCUAUUUAGCUCGUCGAAGCUGUCAGAGAAAUGUGGUCUCUUCAUGACCCUAUUCGACAACUCGCACAGUGGCACCUGCACGGCUGCUGAAGUCGCCAACUUUGCCACGCUGGCACUUCAAGUCCUUGGGCGAUGCACUGGUGCACCGGUCCGUGCAAAGGACAUUGCAGCCGCGAUGCAGGAAGAACUGUCAGAUGUGCUGCCGCUAUACCGUGAUGCAGUCAAUCGCCUUGGUUCGGAGGCCACCUUCAAAGAAGAGCGCAUCUUUGGCCAAGACGAGGUGGAUGAAAUUUGUUCAACUUUCAGGCUCCUGUAUGACGAGCUGCCCAUUGGUCAGGAUCCGCCUCCAAACUGUGCACUACUGGGAGGAAUGCAGAGUGACGAUGAGGAUGAGGACCGUGAAAAGGCCGUUGAGAUACUCAAGGAGAAGUCUCUUAUUCGAAAAAAGGAAAUUGAGGAGAAGGAAGCGGCAAAAGCUGCAGUGGAACCUGCUAGAGGUUGGAUGAUAAUACAUGGGGCUGAUUUUGUCGCCAUCUCCAAGGACAUUGCCAGAUUUCGGCAUCUUUUUGCCAAAUGCGUGGCCCAGGCGUUAGAAGUGCCGUCGGGGGUCAUUACUAUCGUGGACAUAACUCCUGGUAGUGUCGUGGUGGAGUUCCUGGUGCAUCCAUCUAUGCGUGGCGGUGAUCGCCGAACAGCGACACAGCUUCUCAUUGCGUUGGCAGAGCAUCUCAUUAAUGGCAAAAGUGUUCUACGGCGUGGCCAUUUCAGUGUUUAUGCAGCCAGUGCAGAACUGUUGGUUGGUGAGACCCGAAGAACUGCAGCCACUUGA
Messenger RNA from Durusdinium trenchii, 1149 nucleotides. NCBI's taxonomy places the organism in Eukaryota, Dinophyceae, Suessiales, Symbiodiniaceae. The record is from the annotation of a GenBank genome assembly.